GCAGCGCGCAGGAGCGUGAAAGCGCUCGGAAGUGUCCUCUCGGUAUUUCGCCUUGUUUUGGGCGACAAAAACCUCGAAAAAAGGUUUAAUUUCUUUCCGACUUCAGCUACAGUGAUAGCUAAGUUUGGAAGGAGCGAAUAGAGGGGAAUUCGUGCUGUUCGGAGGAAUUUAGUUUUGUAUAUUUUGCUGGGAAUUAUUCGAUUGUCCGCAACCCUGACCAAGGAUUAUAUUUAUUAUUACUGUUAUUUUCUUUAUUGCACAAAAAAUAUAAAGUGAAAUCAAAAUGGAAAACUCCAAAAAGGGCUGCUGUGAUUCCAUGCGUAAUUUUUUCACCUCUGCGAAGUUUCUUAUCUAUGUCGGACAUGCACUAUCCACCUGGGGGGAUCGCAUGUGGAACUUUGCCGUGGCUGUGUUUCUGGUCGAGUUGUACGGAAACAGCUUGCUCCUGACUGCCGUGUACGGCCUGGUGGUGGCAGGAUCGGUGCUGAUCCUCGGAGCCAUCAUCGGGGACUGGGUGGACAAAAAUGCUCGACUCAAAGUGGCCCAGACGUCCUUGCUUGUCCAGAACUCUUCAGUUAUUGUGUGCGGUAUCCUGCUGAUGCUGGUUUUCCACUUCAAAGACGAUCUCACACACCUCUACAACGGAUGGCUGCUGACGUUUUGCUACAUUAUGGUUAUCAGCAUCGCCAACAUUGCGAACCUGGCCAGCACUGCCAUGUCCAUCACCAUUCAGAGGGACUGGGUUGUGGUGGUGGCUGGAGAGGACCGCAGCGCCCUGGCAGACAUGAACGCCACAGUAAGAAUCAUCGACCAGCUGACUAACAUCCUGGCCCCGAUGCUGGUGGGACAGAUCAUGGCGUUCGGUUCCCAUUUCAUGGGCUGUGGUUUCAUCUCGGGCUGGAACCUCUGCUCCAUGUGUCUGGAGUACUUCCUUCUGUGGAAGGUGUACCAGAAGACGCCAGCGCUGGCCAUCAAGGCAGGACAGAAGGACGUUGGAAACCAAGAGAUGCAGCAGCUGAAUGUUCAGAAAGAACUGCAGAAUGGUGAAGGCCUGGCUGAAGGUUCGCAGCUGAUGAAUGAGGGAUCUGUGGUGAAGUCAGAUGCAGAGGAGAAGCAGAGAUGCUGCUAUCAGAUGUCUGAACCCAUGCGCACUUUCCGUGACGGCUGGGUCGCCUACUACAACCAGUCCAUCUUCUUUGCCGGGAUGUCGCUAGCCUUCCUGUACAUGACCGUCCUGGGCUUCGACUGCAUCACCACGGGUUACGCCUACACACAGGGUCUGAACGGCUCCAUCCUCAGCAUGCUCAUGGGAGCUUCGGCCGUGUCCGGGAUCUGCGGCACCGUGGCCUUCACGUGGGUGCGCAGGAAGUGCGGCCUCAUCCGCACCGGGUUCCUCGCCGGUAUGGUUCAGCUGUCCUGCCUCAUGCUCUGCGUCGUGUCUGUCUUUGUCCCAGGAAGCCCCUUCGACCUAAGCGUCUCGCCCUUCGAGAGCAUGAUAAGCCAUCUGCUAGGGAACACACCCCUGCCCGAGGCUCCCACCAUGGCAAGCUUGAUCACCACCGAAUCUUCAGUCAACAUCACCACAAUGCAGGCGGAGGAAGUCCCGCAGAUCAAGUCAUAUCUGUCCGUCAGUCUUCUCUUUGCUGGAGUUAUUGCUGCUAGAGUGGGUCUUUGGUCUUUCGACUUGACCGUGACCCAGCUUAUCCAGGAGAACGUCGCAGAGGCAGAGCGAGGGGUCAUCAACGGCGUCCAGAACUCCAUGAACUACCUCUUGGACCUGCUGCACUUCAUCAUGGUCAUCCUGGCGCCCAACCCCGAAGCUUUCGGCCUGCUCGUGAUCAUCUCCGUGUCCUUCGUCGCCAUGGGACACAUGAUGUACUUCAGGUUCGCUUUCAAGAGCCUCGGGAACCGGCUGUUCCUGUGCUGUUCGCCCGAGCAGAAAACGGAAGCGUACUCUCCAUCACUUCCGUCUGUGUAGACCAUCGAGAGGGAACGCGACGACGUGUAUUACUCUAAAACACCGUGCAAGGGACUCGAUUAUACUAACCACUCUUGCAUAGCCAGUGUAUCUACUCAUAUUUAGCACUGUUCAUUUCUACGCAAAGGAAAAAAAAGAAAAACGCCAUCACUAGUUUUCAUUUUAUUGUGUCAUGUGACUUGUAUUUAUUUAGCUUAGCUAGUGCAUGCUUUAUAAGUAGAGUUUUAGCAGUGUAUUGUUACUUAAUGGUUUUUUUUUUUUUUUUUUUUUGUCCCUCACAGUUCAGGGGUAAAAUGUCGCAAUCAGGAAUACGUACGAUCUACAAUUUGAUAUUCUAUCUGAUCUGUAGUGGUGCUAAUGUGUUACUGCGAAAGCUAUGCACUCACUCAAAUGUUUAUAUUAAAUCCAAAGAUAAUUGAAAUACGCUUUAGGGUGAGAGAGCGAGGGAAAACACCCAUCUGCCUUGAUUUAUACAUUCCAGCUAUAAAUAGAUGACAGUAAUAAUAAUAAUGAUAAUAAUAAUAAUAAUACAGUAUAGUCCGAGAAUAAAUAGCCUUUUUACUUUCUAACCAAUCCCAUGACAACAUUACUUCAAAAGGUUUUUUUUAUUCUUUUGAUCUUUCAUUUUACUCUUAUUUUCACUCAGAUAAAAAAAAAAUUCUGCAGUGCAUUAACCUGUGAUACAUUAUAGUAUUUUAUUUUAAAUUUUUGUUUCUAUUUUAUAACCUGUUGCACAUUUUAAUUUUUUAUUAUUAUUAUUAUUAUUUGGACCAUUUCGUUAACCUGCACAAAAUCAACUUUGGAUUUCAGUUGAACAAAAUCAUGUACUUUUUUCCCCCAUUUUUUUUCCUUCCGCAAAUAUUUCAAACACAAGCACUUUAAGUGGUCAAGAAUUAAGCGCAUCAAUGCACAUUCAGGUCUGUUUAACAUUUUGCACGAUUUCCCGUCAGAGCAGAGGACCAGCUGCCCAAAUCCUGUUUUAAUAAUCCUUUACAAGGAGGAAAAAAAAAAAAAAAAGAAAGUGUUCGCUUGUUCAGGAGAAAUAUAAAGUAAUAAAAAUAAUCACGUUCUGUCUAGAAUUCAUUGGGUUUUCUCAAACACAAAGUAAACACUGUGCAUUAGUUUAGGCUGGAGGGAUGAGCUGAACAACCUGCCAAACCAGAAAGUGCAGAUGGCAGAAAUGCUUUUCUGCAGGAUAUUUUUUUUGAGAGCGCGUGUGUGUGUAAUAACGAAGGUUAGCGAGGAGAACAAGUCGGCUGUAGAGGAUGCCUGGAGGCAGGGAGGGCGGGCGUUCUUCAGCUGAGUGCUGAGUCAGCGCUGAAGCAAAUGAAGGGCAGCUGGACUCUGUGUGUAGACGCAGGUGUUUUUUAACCCAAUGCAAAUCGGCCCCAGGACGCGAGCACAUAUCCAGCAACAGGACACUUAAAGAUUGAGAUUGUUCUUUCAGGACUCAGACAUUUACUAUUUACUACUUUGCCGAAUGUUUGUGAUGAAAUAUGAUGUUUCUGUCUUUGAUAUGACGGUUUUGUACAUCUGUAAAGUUUUUGUUUUUAUGUAUACAAACAUACAUCUAAUACAUAUGUAUAUACAUAUCUAUAUCUGUAUAUUCUAAUGUUAUGUACUAGUGAAGAGUUAAUCUUUCCUGCUCCUGCUGAUUGUUUAUAAUGUUAUAGUGUUAUAAUGAAACAUCAGUGUAAAGUGCUGUACGACACACAGAAUGGAAGGUGAUGGAGGAACAGCAAACAGCUCAGGUGUUGUGUGUGUUUCACAUGCUUGCUUUCAAAACAAUUUAAUAAAGAUGUUUUUAUCCA
This is a messenger RNA of Clarias gariepinus (North African catfish), 3789 nucleotides long. It is a transcript of the gene slc40a1, whose product is annotated as solute carrier family 40 member 1. Gene Ontology annotation, cellular component: basolateral plasma membrane. The transcript is spliced from 8 exons. Gene Ontology annotation, molecular function: iron ion transmembrane transporter activity; peptide hormone binding. NCBI's taxonomy places the organism in Eukaryota, Metazoa, Chordata, Actinopteri, Siluriformes, Clariidae. Bases 284 to 1978 code for a protein of 564 amino acids. Gene Ontology annotation, biological process: iron ion transmembrane transport. The record is from RefSeq and is a predicted model, not a curated record.